UGUCAAUCACCCGGAGAGCUAGGCUUUUCAUUGUGAAGUUAGGUUGAGCAGCGUUAGAUGGAGGAAGCUCCUUAAUGAAUGUUGAGUGUAUUCUGUGAGAGUGUGCUUAAUAGAGCCAUGACUGGAUUUCUUUGGUUGGGCAGCAUGAAUUGUGAAAGGUCAUGGCACUGAGUCCUGAUGAUGAAGAUUAUGACACCUCUCAGUCCAGGGCCUCAGCAAGACUAAAACCACGGCCUACCCCAUCAUCAGGACCCAAAAUACUUGUCCAUAAAUCAACAAGUGGAGCGCGCAGACGCAGGACACGAUGUCGCAAAUGCGAGGCUUGCCAACGCUCAGAGUGUGGCGAAUGCCACUUCUGCAAAGACAUGAAGAAGUUUGGAGGUCCUGGCAGAAUGAAGCAAUCCUGUCUCAAGCGGCAAUGUAUUGCACCCGUACUACCACAUACUGCAGUCUGCAAGAUUUGCGGUGAGGCAGGAAAGGAAGACAAUGUGGUGGAUGAAGCAGAGAAAUUUAAUUCUAGCUUAAUGGAAUGCUCCAUCUGCAAUGAAAUAUUACACCCAGGAUGUCUGAAGGUGGAGGAGUCUGAAGGGCUUAUAAAUGAUGAGUUGCCAAAUUGCUGGGAAUGUCCAAAAUGUAACCAGGAAGGAAAAACAGGCAAAAAGAGAGGCCCUGGGUUUAAAUUCGCCUCCAAUCUUCCUGGGUCUCUCUUAAAGGAGUUUAAAGAAGGUGAAGAUGGAGGGAGACGAAAAUCUGAAGACCUAGGACGUCCAAAAGUGGAGGAAUAUCAUCCUAACAGAAGGAAAUCUGAUGAUGGUCUGGGACUCAAACGAAGAAAAGAAAAAGAUUUACCAACUGAUUUGGGUCCAAGUAAAAAGCUAAGAGGUGGAAAGGAUGACAAACUUCUAAAGCGGAAGAAACGGAAAACAACUCCAGAUUCUGAAGAAUGCACUAAAGCAAAUCAUCUUGAAAGAUCAGCAGAUGCAGAAAGAAUAGAACGGAUACGACAAAUGAUGAAACGUGUCAACCGAAAUGAAGCAACCAGCUCUAGCUCUAGUUCUGAUUCAGACUCCAAUUCAAGUUCUGGUUCAGAUUCCAGCUUAGAGAGAUCAACAGGAAGUAGUGGUGGAUCUAGUCCAAGGUCUGUUGCAAAGGCUGAUAACCAAAGGUCCAAGCUCAGAAGGCUUUCUAAUGAUAUUUUUAGUGAGGAAGAUGAUGAAGAGGAGGAGGAAGAUGAUGAAGAGAAUGCAAAAAGUGUAAAAACUAAUUCGCUUUUGGCCUCAAAAGAGCGAGAAAAUAACUAUUAUUCCCUGAGAGGGGAGAGUAUGAAAAGAAACUCCUUUAGGACAGUGGAGGUUUCAUUGAAGAAGAAAAAUGGGCCAUCUAGCCAAUUUUGUCACAAAGUUCUAGGAGGUUUGCCUCGUCCUCCGAUACUAAGCAAAGUCUCUGUGCAGUCUCCUCCUAAGCCAUUUCAAAUGGAGCGGCAUGUGGUGCGACCUCCACCUGAUAGUCCUGAGCCUGAUUCGCUACCAUUGGCUGGUGGCUCAAAACAUGUGAUGCAUCGGGAAGUGUGGCUGGCAAUAUUCAGGUACCUCAGCCAUAAGGAUCUGUGCAUCUGUAUGAGAGUGUGCAAAACCUGGAGCAAAUGGUGUUGUGACAAGCGGUUGUGGACCACAAUUAACCUGAGUGGCUGCAAAUCGAUCACUCCAACUAUGCUGAGUGGGAUCAUCAGGAGACAGCCUAUCGUACUGAACCUUAGCUGGACAAACAUAUCGAAAAAGCAACUCAGUUGGCUCAUAAACAAAUUACAGAAUUUGCAAAUCCUAGCACUAGCAGGUUGCAUUUGGAGUGCAAUCUCUGCACUUUGUACAGCGAGCUGUCCCCUUCUACACAUGCUUGAUCUUCGCUGGGUGGAGGACCUCAAAGACUCCCAGAUGAAAGAGUUGCUUUCACCGCCUACAGAUUGCAGAGGAGGUCAGAACAAUGAUCAGAGCAAACUCUGGAACCUGACAGAAUUUCACUUAGCUGGUCUGGACAUCACUGACAUCUCGCUGGCACUGAUGACCCGUCACAUGCCAAUGUUGAACAAGCUGGAUCUCAGCCAGUGCAACCACUUGUCUGAUCAAUCCAUUGCCAUCCUGACAGCGCCUGGCUCAUCUAUACGGGAAACACUGACUGAAAUUGACCUUUCAGGUUGCAAUGGAAUAACAGAUCAGUGCCUAUCGCUGCUUAAAGACUGCCCAAAUCUUACUCUAAUUGACUUUCGGAAUUGCAAACUGAUUUCACCCCAAGCUUGUCAGCACCUUGUGGAAGGGCUGUCAGAUGUUGCCCCCUUUGAACUCUUGGAAGACAAACUAUUAAAGAGGAGAAGUUUACAAUUGACAAAAUAGCCUCCUGGUCGCCCAUAAGCCUUGCUGAAAUGUUUCUCCGAGUCCGGAUGGAGACAGUGCAGAUAUAACAUUUGAGAAUUGCCUCUGCCUGCUGCUUCGGGUGUGUGUGUGUAUUUGUGGGCCAUGCCGUGAUAGUUUGGAGUCGUCAUGGUGAUCAUGUCAUUCACUGCUGGCAAAGUCAGUGAUCCAGUGACUGCUGUACAGUUUUGGGGGGAAAUUACUGGUGUAAUUGCCUUCACUUAGAAAAUGAAGCAUGGUUUUGGAAAAAAAAUUGUUUUUGUAUUGCAAAUACAGGGUUCUGAGCAUUGCGCUCUGGUAGUAAACUCCUUCCCCUGCCUUCCCCUCCCUCCUUUUCCCUCUUGAAGAGAAAACAGUGAUAUGGUAGAUUUAGGGAAUAUUUUUUAAAAAUGGAACAUGGAGAUAUUAUGCAUGUUUGAAAAAAAAACACGAGAAAGCUUAAAGAUGGGCUGCAAUUUAAGUUUAGGAAAGACAGUUACUAUUUCCUCCAAGUCUAAAUUUGAGGAGAGGCCAAAAUAAUACCAAUGCUCCUAACACGUGUAGUUGAAUUAUACUUCUUCUGAAGAAGUGUAUGAUGGUUCCUUUGACAUUCCAUUUUGCUGUACUUCAGUUUUAACCUAUGAUGCAUAGGUUGAGAGGCAGCACAUUAUCUUAAUACUGAAAAAUAAAUUGUCAGUUUGCAAAACCUGGUUACUGAAAUAAUUCCUGGUAAUAAUAGACUUCAUUCAUUCCUGUUUUGGACUUUUGUCACCUGAAUUUUAUUCCUUUGAUCAAAACAAACUAGAUCAUAUGUUGAGGCCAAACUGAUUGCUAUGACACUCUAGUUCUGCUCAGAAUUGUGAAAAAGGGGUGUGCUGUGAUGUCUAACAUGUUUUAUUACAAAGUUGUAUUUUGUAGGGUGUGCUUUACUUAUUAGUGAUCUGCAAUGAUAUUGUGCAUAUUUCAUAGUAUUUUAAAAUGCACCAUGGCAGCCCGCCUGGCCUAAUUAAGGGGUGUUUUAAUCAGAGAAAUAGAAAAUGUGCAGCGAUUGCAUUUAGAAAAGAAAUGAGUACUUUGAAAGGAAUAAUUUCACCGUUAGUUGUUCUGUCUCAUUUAAAUAGGACAGACAAAAUGGAAGCAUGAUAACUUUUAGACCAUUAGAUAAAUAAACAUAUAGGACUUCUGACUCUGUACCAACUCGUUAAUAUUCUAUCAAUGCAGUUCCUGCUCAGGAACAGCAAUAUUGUAAGUUUUACACUGAUUCAUUGUCAGUGUAACAAUGAAAUAAGACCUUUUUAUGAAAAUCUGUGUUGUGUAAAACACUUGCUUUUAAUGACUAACUUUAAUUAUAACUAACCAUGCCUACCCAAACUUGCCUUGUGCCAGAAAGGUUCAUACAACUUGUUUACGUAACACUGUAAACAUGACUGAUUCACAAACAAUAGGACAUUUUAAAGUGCACCUGUAACACCUAGCCUGUAGAUAGCAGCAGAAAUUAUUUUUUUAAUCUAAGUAUCCUGCCAAAAACAGAACUAAAUAGAAACACUAUGAGCAGUUUGACGUACCACACAUUUCAAGAAACAGCUGAUACAAAUUCUGGUUUACUUCUGCUUACUGAGAAAAACCAUGUUUUAUUUGUUUGGCCUUGUGCUACUAACAUUGGAUAUAUGUUUUGUUAGUAAAUGUGGCUACUACCAUAAACUUAUGCAAGUGAAUUAGUCUGCUGCCCUGUCCAGAGAGGAGCCUUUAUAUUAACUGAACUGGCUCUCAAAGAUCUAUCUGAAUUUGUAUGUUUCAAAAACCCUUCUUCAAAAUUUAGAGUUCAGGAUGUUUGAUAUUUCUUACGUUAUCUGUAUGUAGGUGUUUCCUCCUUUGGAGCAAAGACUCUCAGCUUGUUUUUUCUUUAAAUUUAACAUGGGGCUCAUUUCUCAGUUUUCCACUGUGCAUAAACGUUUUUAUGACUUUGGUCAAACAAAUACCAUGCACCCAUCUUUAAGCUUCUAUCAUUAGUCUAUGCACUGUUGGAGAGGGUGAAUAAAUGUUUGAUAAAUGGAGGACUUUCCUUACAGCCUUGCUUAUUGUCUGGCUUCAAAAAUAAUGUAAACCCUCUGCUUGUCCUCGAUUGUAUCCUGCUUACAACAAAUAUUAGCAGCAAAGGAUUUCAAGUUCUGGUCACAGCAUGCUGUCUAAUGGUUAAAGCAGAAUAUCUGUUCUAUAUAUCUCUUCUUUACAAAAAAACACAUUUAUUGUAAGAGAAUGUACUAAAUUUCUGCCAGACCUACAUCCCUUAGAAUAUAGAUGGUACUUGAUUAAAGCAGCAGUUGUAAAAAUCUGUAUAUUAUUCUGAGGCCCCUGCUGCUUUCUAUAAGUAGUAGGGAGAUUGUUCAAGUUGGGUUUGAAAUAGAUUAAACUUUAAAGGGUGUGUAAUUAAAUUUAUACCUAAAACCAAAACAUUGACGGCUUUGUUUGAUCCAAAGAUAAAAUCGUCAGUAAAAAAAAUACUGAAAAUAAUGUGAUAUUCUAAAGAAAUUUUACCUUUUUUGAUCUGUUGUACAAAAGUAUUUUUUCUCUUAAACAGUGCAGCAUUUUCCCCUGUUUAUGCAUUCCCCUGUUUAUGCAGUGCAAGCUCUCAAACACAUUGGACAAUAGGCCAUGCUCCGUACGUGAAGAUCUGAAUGCGUACGACGAACAGUCAGCUGUAUUUGCUUAAUCUUUUAGUGUGACAACACCUGACAUAAAUGUUUCUUAAAGGACCAUAGGUGGGGUGUUUCUGUUCCUUGUUUGACAAUGGACUUGUUUGUUUUUAAUUUCAGCAAAAGUAUUUUUCUGUAAUCCUAAUCUUGUUUCUAAUUAUCUUUUUUUGUUCCAGUGGUAGUCGUCUAUGCUGUGGUUUCACAGAGGGAACCUAGGUCAGUGUGGAUUAUCAUUUACAUGUGUGCACUCUGAAUUCAAAUUGUGUGCAUAAAUAAAUUUUAUAUAAGUACA
Molecule: messenger RNA, 5369 nt
Organism: Chiloscyllium plagiosum (whitespotted bambooshark)
Lineage: Eukaryota; Metazoa; Chordata; Chondrichthyes; Orectolobiformes; Hemiscylliidae
Product: lysine-specific demethylase 2B-like
Molecular function (GO): DNA binding; protein binding; zinc ion binding
Source: RefSeq, a predicted model, not a curated record